Messenger RNA from Malus domestica (apple), 852 nucleotides. NCBI's taxonomy places the organism in Eukaryota, Viridiplantae, Streptophyta, Magnoliopsida, Rosales, Rosaceae. The record is from RefSeq and is a predicted model, not a curated record.
GAAAAAAAGAAUCGCUUUCUGGAGAAAGAUCUUUUAUGAAUACGAUGAUUCAAGCAGGUGGCAACCUUCCUGUGACUGUGAGCAGUAGUACCCCUUCAUCUUCAUCUUCAUCUCAUCAAAACACAAGCGAGGGUUGGCAACAUUAUCGUCAAAGUUCUUCAAAGGCAUUGCACAAGUAUAUUAUCCCUGCCAUCACCAUUCUGGCCGUGUUUGUCCAGCUCAGGAACGGAGUUGGAGCCGCAGUAUCUCUGUUUUUCAUGGAAUACGUCACGGUUGUGGCGUUUAUUGUUGCUUUUUUGGUUUACAUCAGUUCAUUGGCUGUCGAGAUACUCCAGGCUCGUGAAAAUACAGAUUUGUCUGAGUUCAUGGAUAAGAUUAGCCCGUCUGGGACACUUGCCAUAACCUUAGAAUUGUUGAUCAUGGUUCCAGCUUUGGGGUGGUUCACCAUCUCAGCAUGGAGCAUUUGCCUUGUGAUUGCAGUAACAAAGUCGUACCGUGAAAUUGUAGUUGUUUUGAAAAGGUUGUAUCAGAGAGCCCUUGAACAUCUUCUUCAGGUGUUUUGACAAAUUGAAAGAGUUGUUCAUGAGUAUUGGUGCAAGCGCAUCACUUCCUAAUGCCUUUAACAGAUUGAAAGAGUUCUUCGUGAUCAGGAAUGUUGACAACCAGUUGGCCAUGGAGUCCGAUCAGCAGAACUGGCUUCCUUAAUCAGUUAUAUGGCCUUUUGAUCUACUUAAUUAAUAGUUAAUAUGUACCAUACGUUUGCUACCUCUGUGUUUUGGGGGCUUCCCUAUAUGUACACCUAUAAUGUACGUGUGAAUGUAAUGAAUAAAAACUAUGAAACUUUAACGAAAA